Messenger RNA from Lampris incognitus (smalleye Pacific opah), 636 nucleotides. RefSeq names its product GINS complex subunit 3 (gene gins3). Gene Ontology annotation, biological process: mitotic DNA replication initiation. The coding region runs from base 1 to 636 and encodes 211 amino acids. The record is from RefSeq and is a predicted model, not a curated record. The transcript has 3 exons. Gene Ontology annotation, cellular component: GINS complex. Lineage: Eukaryota; Metazoa; Chordata; Actinopteri; Lampriformes; Lampridae.
AUGGAGUCGCAGGCGUACCUCGCCGUCCCGCCGGGAGUAGGAAUGGAAGAAAACUUCUUUUCUCUGGACGACAUCUUGCUUUCCCACGAGAGACUGUCGAGCCGGACGGAAUGCCCGUUUCCUCGACUCGGUUUCUUAGAGAAGUCACACGACAGCCGAGACAUACCCGAGGGUACUAAGAUGGAGCUUCCUUUAUGGCUGGCCAAGGGUCUGUAUGAGAGGAAGAGGAAGGUGGUGUCAGUAGACAUUCCUAAGGUGUACAGAGAAGGCUGGAGGACUGUAUUCAACGCUGAUCCCACAGUGGUGGACCUGCAUAAAAUGGGGCCUUACUAUUACGGCCUUGGAUCCCAGUUGCUUCACUUUGACAGCCCAGACAACCCAGACAUUGCACAGGCGCUGCUGCAGACUUUCAUUGGUCGGUUCCGGCGGACCAUGGACUCUUCCCAGAAUGCUUACAACGAGGAUACGUCGCAGCUGGUGGAGCGCCUGGACUAUCUGGAGAGGACGUUGUUUAGACUGGGGCAGAGUGGCCUUAACGGUUUCCAGAGUUGGGAAAAGGGCCGCGCCUCCCAGCUCACUGCCUCCAGUCUCGUUCUAAACUAUCGUAAGAGAAAGCUGCCUGACAUCCAAAGCUGA